Penicillium mononematosum is the source of this 639-nucleotide messenger RNA. Its product is annotated as histidine phosphatase family protein. NCBI's taxonomy places the organism in Eukaryota, Fungi, Ascomycota, Eurotiomycetes, Eurotiales, Aspergillaceae. Bases 1 to 639 code for a protein of 212 amino acids. Gene Ontology annotation, cellular component: cytoplasm. Gene Ontology annotation, molecular function: phosphatase activity. The record is from RefSeq and is a predicted model, not a curated record. The transcript has a single exon.
AUGACUUCGGAAGUCCAUCUUGUCCGCCACGCGGAAUCUACCCACAAUGUUUCCAAAGACAUGUCUCAACUUGACCCUGGUCUAACAUCUCGUGGAUUUGAACAAGCCACACGACUUGCCCAGACGUUUCCUCAUGCUCCUCAGGUAGGCGUGAUCCUCACGUCCCCACUGCGGCGCACCAUCCAGACCACGCUCGCUGCUUUCCCACACGUCCUUAAUAAACGCUAUUUCGACCAAGACUCCGAACAUGGUAUCGAAAACGGUGCGACCCUCAUCUUGGAUCCAAAUUUGCAGGAACGGAGUGCGCUUCCCUGCGACACUGGGUCCACAUCUCCGGCCCUAGAGAAGGAUUUCCCGGGACUAGGCGUUAAAGGUUUAGCGGAAGGUUGGCAAGUGAAGGAGGGUAUUUAUGCUCCUGAAGAUGAGGCAGUGAAGGAGCGAGCGAAGAGAGUGAGGUCUCGCGUCGCAGAACUCUCCGAUCACUUGAAGGAUGAGGAAAGGAACCAUAUCGUGAUUGUAACGCAUGGUGUUUUCAUGAAGUUCUUAUCUGGAGACUCAGAUAUCGAUAUACCAAAAGCGGGCUGGAGGAGCUACACGCUUGAGAAACAUAGCUCCGACAUUGUUCUGCGUGAAAAAUAG